Messenger RNA from Cetraspora pellucida, 186 nucleotides. Lineage: Eukaryota; Fungi; Glomeromycota; Glomeromycetes; Diversisporales; Gigasporaceae. The record is from the annotation of a GenBank genome assembly.
AUGGUAAUAGAAAAAAGUGAUAAAGAAAAAUUAGUAAUAGAAAACAUUAAAGAACAAGCAAGUGAAAUGCAAUCCAACUUAUCUAAGUUUGAAGAAGUAGUAGAUUAUGAACAAUUAAAACAAUACUUGCAAGAAAAAUAUAUUAACAGCAAUUUAGAUAAGAAACAAAAAAAGAUAGUUAGUUAA